AUGCGACUCUCGCCGUUAUCUCGUAAACACGAUGCACACGGUGAUGAGGUCUGGUGCGUCGCCUUUGACGCGUCGUCGUCGUCGUUAUUCACCGGAUCGCUCGAUGAAUCCGUCAAGCGCUGGGAUGUGACAUCGAGCGAGGGCGACGGCGGUGACGACGGACCGAUCGAUGCCCUGAGCUCGACGCACGCGUACACGGGACACGCAUUAGGCGUGGUGUCCCUGGCGACGUCCACGGACGGGCUCGUCGCGGCGUCGGCGUUAGAUGGGGUGAUUCGCGCGUGGGACGCGAGCACUGGGGAGACGGUUCUGGCGCUCGAGAGCGCGCCCGCGGAGUCGUGGGGCGUGGCGUUCGAUCCAUCGAGCGGAUCGGCGAAUCUCGCGGUCGCGGGAGGGGUGUCGCAGCGUGUGAACGUGCACGACGCUCGAACGGGUGAGAAGAAACAGACGAUGGAGCUUCCGGCGACGACGGCGGAGACGCCGAAAAACGGACGAUUCGCCCACUGCGUGGCGUACUCGCCGGAUGGGAAGCGCAUCGCGUGCGGUGCGUCGGACGGCACGGUGGCCAUCUUCGACGUGAAGACGGGAAAAUGCGCGAGUUCGCUCACCGGACACGCCUCCCCGGUGCGAGACUUGACGUUCUCUCCCGACGGGAAGACCCUGUACACGGCGUGCGACGACGGCUACGCGCACGUCUACGACGCCCACAACAAAUCACUCAUCGACUCCCUGGGCGGUCACAAGAGUUGGGUCUUAUCCGUCGCCGCGCAUCCCGACGGCAACGCCCUCGUCACCGCGUCCUCGGACUCCACGGUGACGCUCUGGGAUCUCUCCUCGCGCGCUCGAGCGCACGUCGCCUCGGAUCGCGCCGACGCCGCGUGGUGCGUCAGAUUCUCUCCCGACGGCACCAAGCUCGCGUGCGCCGGCGCUGAUCGUUCCGUCUCCCUCUUCGCCUUCGCCUGA
Ostreococcus tauri is the source of this 963-nucleotide messenger RNA. RefSeq names its product G-protein beta WD-40 repeat. NCBI's taxonomy places the organism in Eukaryota, Viridiplantae, Chlorophyta, Mamiellophyceae, Mamiellales, Bathycoccaceae. Bases 1 to 963 code for a protein of 320 amino acids. Gene Ontology annotation, molecular function: protein binding. Gene Ontology annotation, cellular component: Cdc73/Paf1 complex. The transcript has a single exon. The record is from RefSeq and is a predicted model, not a curated record.